Molecule: messenger RNA, 2743 nt
Organism: Rosa chinensis
Lineage: Eukaryota; Viridiplantae; Streptophyta; Magnoliopsida; Rosales; Rosaceae
Product: glutamic acid-rich protein-like
Exons: 2
Coding region: 1515-2699 (394 amino acids)
Source: RefSeq, a predicted model, not a curated record
CACACCGAGCCUAUUGUGAGGUACAUUAUUGGCCCACACCGUCGACACCGAGCCUAUUGACCGAGCCUAGCCUGACCAAAACUAUGGUUCACACUCUCUGUGUGAAGUGUGAACCUAUUGCAUAUUGUGGGUACAUGUGCUCCCGAGCUUGCCUCUGCAGCAAAGAUGAUGAUGAUGGCCUUGUACUCGUUCGAGGAAAAGAGCUCUAUUCUGGAAGCUAUGGUGGUCGGUCAACAGUGUUCUUGCUGUUCACAACUCUCUUGCUCUGCUGAUUUUGGGGGUCUCUCUCUCUCUCUCUCCUUUUUUCUUUGUCUGAAUGAACUUGUGUGUUUGGAAUCUGGGAUUCCGCGGCUACUAUUGUUAUGGUGUUUCAAGUUGUGAAAAUUGCUUUUACGAUAAGUUCAAGGGAUGUGGUCGGUCGUUCGUUCGUUUGAAUUAGGGUGGGAAGAGAAGGGCUUGCUUUUAAGUAUGGAAGCGUGGGCUACACGCCCUUCCUGUUUAGCUUUUAAGUAUGGAAGCGUGGGCUACACGCCCUUCUAUGCUAAUUGGAGACAUGCAUUUUGUCUUCUUUGCUUCUGGGACAGCAACUUGUUUUAUCUUAUAUAUGAAAUUCUUGAGCCCUAGUCUUGUGGUUUAUGUUAACCAAGUCUUGAUGUUAUUAAAAUGUACAGACCUUGUUUGCAUUAAUAAUGGCACAUGUAUCUUCGUUUCAAAUCUUCUUUUUCUCUAUGUUCUAUUGACAUAAUAAAUUUGGAAGGCUGUCUUGUCAAGAUAGGGUCUCCGGCCAUUGGAUAUAAGAAAAUGGAAAGCACUUGCUGCUUAAUCUAAUGAUAUAUCUGUCACUUCUAAUGUUGGUUCGUUCAGACUGGAUCCCUGAUGAAUCAUGUCAAAGUGUCACCAAAAUUGACUCCAGUUACUGCAAGUUUUCCUUUUGAAGACCUUUUCAUAUUGGAAAAGCCUGGUCCAGAAAACAACGAUGCCAGCGAUACAGAUGAUUACAAUGAUGAGUAUUGUGAUGAUGAUGUGCCUGAGGAGGAAUACGACGCAAUGGAUGAGGACUUUCCAGUGAAACAAGGGGAAGACGGGGAUCCUGAGGAUCACCCUGAAGCUAAUGGUGAUGGAGGAGGUGAUGAUGAGGAUGGGGAUGGCAACAACGAUGAUGAUGAUGAUAAUGAGGAUGCAAAGAAUGAAGAAGAGGAAGAAGCAGAGAAUGAAGACGAGGAAGAAGCAGAGAAUGAACAAGAGGAAGAAGCAGAAAACCAGCUCUGAACCCUUGAUCUACUCUUAUCCAGGGUCUCCUGUUUGCAUGAAGAGAUGGGAGAGUCACUUACUGAUUAUGAGAAAUUAAUGAUUCUCGAGCUUUUCACACAAGCCAAGGACUUCAUCUCCAACUUGGUCACUGGUAAUAGACUAAUAGGGAUGAAGAUAUACUCAGGCUUAUUCAUGGUGGAGUCCAUGUUGCAGUGAACCAUGACCCUAUAUGCCUCGUGUAUUUUAAUGGUAUAUAUGACCAGAUGGUUGAGCUGAAACAAAUGAUUGAUCACACAUAUUCAGCUGUGAUGAGGACAUCCAAGAGUAGAUGGUCUGAACUGCCAACUGACAUUGGUGAGUCGAUAUUGAAAAAGUUUGUACCGCCCGUCUUCGACGACAUCCUUAUUUUCAAACACAUUCUUAGCUUUAGAGCUGUUUACCACACAUGGAGAACUGCUGCAAAAGCGUUUUGUUCGUACACUGGGUUUCCUCAAACUCCAUGGCUCUUGGUUCAUACUCGUUGCAAAUCGUCCAUUGUUGAUCCAGAACAGAAAAAGGUUUACGAGAUUCAAAAUGUAUAUGGCAAUCAUCAUCAUGAUUUUUCUGAUGUAAGGUGUAAGGGAUCAUCACAUGGUUGGAUGGUUGUCUUUCACAAGAACUGGGAUGUGAGAGAAUCUUUAGCAUAUGUUGUUAAUCCGAUUACUAGAGCUAGGACUGAAAUCCCAGGUAAGGCCACUCUUUCUGACUCUGAAUGGCAUUCAGUUGAAAUUACUAAAGUUGUUUUGUCCUCCAAUCCAUCUAGCAAUAACUUUUCUGUCAUAGUGGCAUAUUAUACACAAACAAGAUUUGUUACUGGAGCACUUGCAUUCUGCAAGUAUGGAGACACAUCUUGGAGUAAGCUGGACUAUCCACACAAGUAUAUCUUUCAUGACAUACUGUUUCACCAUGAUCACUUAUUCGCAUUGACCAAGAAACAGUCACUAUAUGUGUGGGAUUUCACAGAAUCCUACCUGAAAAUGAUCUUUAAUAUUGCUGACACCACUCCUCUGAGAUCAGUUGGUCGUAGCUAUUUGGUGGAGUCAAUGGGUGAAGUUCUACGUGUGGUCAGAGGUGGUGAGAAUACAAACAGUGCACACUUUCUGGUGGAAAAGCUGAAUGUGAAGGAUAAGAAGUGGGAGAAAGUGCAGAAUUUGGGUGACCAGAGUUUAUUUUUGUUUCAUGAUCAGUCAAUGUCUUUGCCCAAGACAUGUUUCUUAGGAUCUGAAGACAAUUCAAUCUACUUUCUACAAGGUGGAUGGCUUGCUAGAGGUGUGAUUAACAGAUACAAUCUUGAAACCACUGAGGUACGUAGGAUAAACUCAUUGUCUGACCUAAUUGGCAAAGAGUUAAGUUCUGAAGAGUUAGAAUUUCACUUUUUCCCACCUGUUUGGGUGGUUCCUAGUCUAUGAAGUGGAAUAGUACCUAAUAGUGUAUGAGUGGAUUGCUUCCUAAU